AUGGCCUCAAAUAAUAUCCAGAAUAUUAUACCGAUACAUGCGCCCCAACUGAGAUCUGAAUCUUCCAUUUCAAACAUUGCAACUUCUUCAAUGGCUACUACUGUAUCUCUUUCUGCGGCUGCCUCGACACCUAAUAAUCAAACAAUAAUAUCCAGUCCAACAUCCUUUAGAGCUACUCCAGCAUCGGCUACUUCAACUUUACAAAGAGGAACUUCAUCCAGCGUUUCUUCUACAACAAGUGUAUCAACUGUGGAAUCUUCCUCUACAUCCAUUUCACACACUACAUCACAUUCGUCCAAUUCUUCAAUCUCUGGACCAUCUUUAUUAGCUAAUAGGGAUGUCAACAAGUCAAAACCUACUGCAUUAUCAGGAAAGCUUCCUAGAGCUACUCUAGAACAAAAGAUUCAAGUCAUUGAUUAUUACCAUCGACUGAAACUAUCUCAAGUUGAUGUGGUUGAACAAUAUAAAGAUAAAUUGUCAAUCCUGACAUCGUCGCUCUCUGACUGGAUUAAGAACGAACAUGAAUUAAGGUCAAGACUUACUUUAAGCAAUAAAAAUCUGCGUCGGAAGGUUAAGUUCAAAUAUGAAAAAAUAAAUCAUGCCAUGGAUUUGCUUGUACAAUCAUUCCAAGCAAAUAAUAAGCCAAUUAAUGAACCUAUUCUUAGAGAAUAUUGGUCUAUUUAUGCACAUCAGUAUGGUGUCGAUAACCCUCGUCGAUUAGUUGGUUUCAGCCAUGGAUGGUUGAUGCAAUUCAAGAAACGUCAUGGCUUAUUCAAAAGGAAAAAGUAUCAACCAAGUGUAAAUCCUUUAGAUUUCCCUAAAGUUGAAAAUGAAGAUGAUUCCUCAGAUAGUAAAACAUCAGAUGACUCAAACGGUACAAGGAUUCUACCUGGAUUAUCUCAACAACCUUAUCUGUUGCCAAUUCAAGUAUCACCUCGAGUGCAAAAUCACAAUGGCCUUUAUCUGCCUAAUCAACAAAAUCAUGUUCAUUUGCCUUUACAAUUACCACUUCCUCAACGACUGCUGGUGUGGCCAGAAUAUCAGACUAAAGGAAAUCCAACUUCAACAACACCAAAUUCAGUGCAUUCCCAAUCACUUACCACUUAUUCGCAUCAUAUUCAGCCACAUCAUGCUCCAAACCAGCACCAUCAUCAUCAUCAAAUUCACUCUCUUCCUGGAAGCUAUCUGGUACCAGGGUCCGGUACCCCAAUUAUGCAUCCUACUACCAAUCAAUAUUCGACACAUGGAUUCACAAACUCAAUUUUAUCGUCUAGUAACAUUCCAAUACCUUCCAGUUUAGGUGUCCCAUCGACACCUGGUUUUCCAAAAACUCCUUCACAACAAUAUCCCAUUUCAUUUCCACAAAUACAGUAUGACUUCAACAGAGUGCAAUCUACUUCGCCGAUUCCCUCAAACUCGUCCACAAGAGUCAAUGAAGGUAAUGAAGAAGAAAUGGUUAACUCUCAAGGUGAGGUAAUUAAAAUGCGUUUGGACAACAUCAUCAACCAUCAUGAGUGA
This is a messenger RNA of Lizanozyma spartinae, 1518 nucleotides long. Its product is annotated as DNA-binding domain-containing protein. The record is from RefSeq and is a predicted model, not a curated record. The coding region runs from base 1 to 1518 and encodes 505 amino acids. NCBI's taxonomy places the organism in Eukaryota, Fungi, Ascomycota, Pichiomycetes, Serinales, Debaryomycetaceae. The transcript has a single exon.